AUGCAGGAGGAUUUUCCGCAUAAAAAUCAUGUGGCAGGAAAGGUAGAGAAGGCUGUGAAUGAACUCGUGCAAUUCUUGGAUACGUUCUAUACAGAUGUUGAAGGGUGGCUAGAACUCGCAGACAUCUAUGUGUCGUGUAACCAGUAUGUGCUCUCACAUGUUCUGCUCCUAACGCCCCAGAACCCCUUCUAUGUUCUCCAAGCCACUGAAACAGCCUACACCUCUGAAGACUUUUCCCUUGCCAUCAAGAUGUUCCUCACCGUCGUCGACAUGACCAACACUGAUGAUUCAGAACAACUCUUGCAAGAAUCCACACCACUCGGGAUCACUGUGCGAGCAUGGUUUGGCAUGAAACUUUGUACUCACUGGUUAGCACAAAAUGCGAACCUGAAGUCUUUAUUGAAUACUAGUCCACUGAAGAACAUGGAGUUACUAGAUGAGCUGGCCAUGGAGCAUCUUCAAGUUGCGUACUCAAGUUUGGGUCAGAAGGGUGAGAUUACAAAAGGAAGACAGGAGGUUUUUGCUUGGGUCACAACUCCCCUUGCAUAG
This is a messenger RNA of Suillus plorans, 549 nucleotides long. RefSeq lists its product as uncharacterized. The transcript has 3 exons. The coding region runs from base 1 to 549 and encodes 182 amino acids. NCBI's taxonomy places the organism in Eukaryota, Fungi, Basidiomycota, Agaricomycetes, Boletales, Suillaceae. Gene Ontology annotation, cellular component: EMC complex. The record is from RefSeq and is a predicted model, not a curated record. Gene Ontology annotation, biological process: protein folding in endoplasmic reticulum.